Molecule: messenger RNA, 1609 nt
Organism: Sebastes umbrosus (honeycomb rockfish)
Lineage: Eukaryota; Metazoa; Chordata; Actinopteri; Perciformes; Sebastidae
Gene: hoxa5a
Product: homeobox A5a
Exons: 2
Coding region: 681-1535 (284 amino acids)
Biological process (GO): anterior/posterior pattern specification; regulation of transcription by RNA polymerase II
Cellular component (GO): nucleus
Molecular function (GO): RNA polymerase II cis-regulatory region sequence-specific DNA binding; DNA-binding transcription factor activity, RNA polymerase II-specific
Source: RefSeq, a predicted model, not a curated record
AAAAAAAAACGCAGUGUGUUUUGAAUGGGCUUUUAUUCUAUUAAGUGCGCACACUUAUUUGCACUCAUCGCCUCUAUCAUAUCAUAACAUGCAUAACAGAUUCUGAUCGAAUUAUUUCCCUACACUAUCCUCGCAGAGAUUGCACUCUCAGCAUGUCACUUGUUGUAUUGUUUAGAGGGAGCACCGUUGGUUUUUGCCGCAAUGGUCGUUAACCUCUGAAUGACCCCGUGUGUGUCGGAGCCCACGCCUCGGAUAGAGAGCUCCGCAGACAGGCAGUGCAACAGUUGCACCAGAGGAUGGCGCACCACGACAAUCCAAAAACACCCUGAGCUCGAGACUCCAGCCACGAGCGCACAACUGGAGGCGCGCGCCCUUUUCUCAUCCCACCCAGUAUUUCCUUCCGUGCACGAGUUUACCUCUGGAGGUCACCAAGCAGGAUUUACGACUGGUCAACAAAAAGCACGUGACACUCACGCCGUACCCCCAUAUUUGGGUGCCUACGUAAGAAGAGAAUCAAGUCCAUGUCCCACUCAUUUCCAUAAUUCAUCAUAAAUUGUGCAAGGGGUGCUAUAGGAGCGCGCUAAGAGCCACAAAUCAAGCACACAUGCUAUUUUACCUUUAAAUAAUAAAAACAACAAAACCUUGCACAACGAAGAGAAACUGGUGGAAAUUGUCAACAAAUGAGCUCCUAUUUUGUGAACUCAUUCUGCGGUCGCUAUCCCAAUGGCGCGGACUUCCAGUUACAUAAUUAUGGAGACCAUAAUACGGAAAACGAGCAAUACAGAGACUCCAGCACCGCCAUGCAUUCCAGCAGGUAUGGCUAUGGCUACAACGGGAUGGACCUAACAACAGUGGGGCGGACUGGUACCGGACACUUUGUGGGCACCGAGCAGCGGACACAGGGCUACUCUCCGAGUCACUCAGCGGCGACAACACCCUCCGUGGAGCCGGUAAGGUACUCCCAGUCCUCCAGCAGCACCGGGACCUCGUCUCUAUCGCCUCCACCUGACCCGUUACCGUGCUCCUCCUCGGUGGCCACCUCGUCUCCGGUCACCGACACUCAGUCUCAACAACACCGAGCCGUGAAGAACUCUCUAACGACCCCGUGCUCGAACUCCUCGACCGGAGGCACGCUGCUGCUCAACCGGGACUGUGUGUCCAAAGCUUCCCAACUCGAGGAGGAAAAGCCUGCAGGAAGCGCAGCAACAACUCCUCAGAAUAAUGGCACCGACUCCUCACAGCCUCAGAUAUAUCCGUGGAUGAGAAAACUACAUAUAAAUCAUGAUUUGUCAGGACCAGAGGGUAAGAGAGCCAGGACUGCUUACACCCGGUACCAGACCCUGGAGCUGGAGAAGGAGUUCCACUUCAACCGGUACCUGACCCGCAGGAGGAGGAUCGAGAUCGCCCACGCCCUCUGCCUCUCCGAGAGACAGAUCAAAAUCUGGUUUCAGAACCGCAGGAUGAAGUGGAAGAAAGACAACAAGCUGAAGAGCAUGAACAUGGCGGCUGCAGGCGGAGGAGGCUACAGGCCUUGAUAUUCACUCUACACCUGAUAGCGAGCACUAUAAAAAAAUAAAAAUUGUCAUAUCAACUUUCCUCCUAUUUCAAA